UCCCGUGCCGCAGCCUCGCGGCUCUCUCGGGGCUGCGGGCCGGCGGCGGAGCCCCGCGGGGCUGCGCCCGGCGAUGUCCCCCCGGUGGCAGCCUGGGCGGCCCGAGGCGCUCCGCUCGCUGCCGGGCGGGGGCCAUGUCCUCGCUGGUGAAGGAGGACUUGGCCAAGAGGCUCUUCGGGCCGCGGAGGCUGCGACUGCACGAGUUCAUCGAGGUGGAGGGCUCGGGCGCGGAGCGCUGCUACCUGUGCGCCGCAGUGACUAAAAGUGAAGAAGUAGAAAUAUGUAUGGUAAAACACUUUCGAGAUCGAGAAGAGAAAUAUGAAGUAGUUGAAAAGUGGCUUUUAAAAGAUCUGGAGAUGAUUGAUGGAAAAGAAGCAGAUACUUCUUCCACAGCUCCUGCAUGGGCAAUCAGCCAUGAUCUCUUGCAGCUGUCUGCAGUCCCGUGUGCAUUGCUCUCAACUCUAAAACUAGGAACCGAGGACACUGUGGAGGAUAAUCCAUAUUUUGAUAUGCACUUCCACAAAGUCUACAGUAUGGAGGCAUACAGUUGCGCAUCUAAAUAUACCUUUGCUCGAACACUAAACAAUCUGAAUGAAACAUAUCUUAAAAAGGACUUGAAGAUUGUGAACUUUGAUAGCACUUACCUAAAUGAUGAUUCAAUCUGGUCAUCCAACAAUAGGGAUUGCUUAGUACUUAUGAGAAUAUGCUUCUAUGCUUCCAACCUUUUAUGUCUCUCUUUGUGUCCUUUGUCCUGAAGACGUAUUUUAUAACAUUAAAGUGACUGGUUGACUUUUGCUAACCAGCAUUUUGUAAAUUAUCUGAUGAAAAUGACAAUAAGUGAUAUGCAGUACCUGCUUUUUAAUUUUAUCUAUAAGUCCAAAGUAGAACCUACUUUUUUGAUAUCCAAUUGGCCAUUCAUUUAUAUCUAUUGCAAGGGCCUCACUCUGGCAAAUAGAAAUGUAUGAGGCUCUCAACAAAAGGACUGUGAUUCUUAAGUUCAGUGGUGGUUGUUAAUAAAAGUUAAGUUCAGCAUUUGCUCUAUGUUUAUAGAGGUAUAAAUUAUUUUUCACAAAUAGCUAGAAAUAUUUAUAUAGAAAUAUUUAAAAAUAUUUUAAGAGCAUUAACAUCUACAUCCUGGAAGUAGAAAAAAAUUAAGCAAGCAUAUGAAUUUUGUACAAGAAUGAUGCAUGUUUCCAUUUGUCAAAUGUGUGGAAAUACAGAACUCUGUUAAAGAGAUCACACCUACUUAAAUACACGAAUGAAAUACUCAUCUUAACGAUCUAGAGUUUUGCAUUUAUGUACUGUGGGACCAAUUUUUCACCUAUGCACUUAUAAUGAUUUUUCCUCCUGAAUAUCAAGUGCUCCCUUUGACCUUUCCAUUAUUUAUGAUAUUGUCAUAGAAACAAAAAAUGGAUGUUUUCAAGCAGAAUUAUUUUAUUUGACAGACAUUUGAGAACUUUUUUUCUUCUAUAUCACUAAAGUCUCUUUCUUGCAACUUGUUGUUUAUGUGCAUGAGAAAGCCUGCUUAGGGAACAGAAACUGUUUAUGUCUGUUCUCUCCCUCAGGACCAAGAGUUAACAACAUAGUACUGGAGAUCCUAUGUAAACAGUAGGUUUUGGUAGUUAGUUACAAUUACUUUGUAGGUGAGUGACGGACUUCUCAAAAUUCAUCGAAUUAAGAGAGUAAUUUUCACCAGUGUCUAGCUAUGUUAGCAUAUUCAGUGCACUACGUAAAUGUGUAUUAGCACUUACAUUUGCAUUGAAUGUGAGAUGGAUUCUACUGAGUGGUUGCAAAGAUCUCACCCAUAACAGAAAAACAACAGCUGGACUUGUGACAGUAUAAUAUUACAGUAGAAAUAGAGGAUGAAUUAAAGCUGUAUUGACCAAGAGCUGAAGAGGAACAAUGUCAACAAGAAGCACAGUGAUAUUGCUUGGUGUCAGCCAAAUAAGCUAGCUGGCUGCUCCCCUUAGAGUCAACAGAGAAAGCAAUGCCAUUCCAAAAGGUGAUUCAGGGAAGCUUCUGGUCAGAAAUUCCUGCAGGAGAAAAUUUGUUUUCUCUUGUGGUAGCCUAGAGAGCACAGAGAGACUAGCUCUAGACUAAGCCAGCUAAGUACCAAAGUUGACAAAUGUAAAUAGCUCCCAGAAAAUCACAAACUGGUUAAUGUCCUCCCCGACUACCUGCCAUCAUGGCCUUUUUGUGGAAGGACAUCAUGACUUGGUCUUCACUGUUUCCUUUCACCUGGGCUCCCACCUUUGAAAACAUUUGUGCAAAUGUACUUUGGAUUCAAAAUUGAAAUCAAAUAGAAUAAGUGAGAGUAUAUUUGAAAAACUGUAUAAAAUGUACAGCUUUCUACUUUACUUAUUAAAUGUUAACCUACUGCUUGUAUAUAGAAAGGCCAUAUAUUUGAUUAUCUUAAGAAGUUACGUAUUUAUUCCAGGAUUAUGUUGUAAACUACACACAUUCUAACAGAAAACUUAAUAAUUAUGUAUACCUUGAUGCUUGUGAAGGCAGUUUAUAUGGAUUAACACUAAUUUUCAGCAAUUUUUGAGGUCUUAUAUCUUACAUUUGUCAUCUAAAUAUUGUUAGAGAGAAAGGUUGUAUUUAUAAUUACUGUUUAUGAAAUGCAGUUGCAGUUGUUCUUUUCAGAAUGUCUUUGAGAUAACGCAGUCCAGCAUUUGAUCCAUCACUUCAGAAAGUAUUUGCCCAACAUCCAAGGUGUACAAAGACAUUUUUCAAGAGCAAGUAUAAAGCAGAAUAUAAUUAUAUAUUAUGACACAUUGUCUAGUCUGGACUGCAUUAUUAUAAAGUUAACGAUGUUUUCUGUGAAGUCAACAAAUUCUUUGCUUACUAGGCACAAGGAAUUAUUUUAUGGGUGAAAUAAUCGUUCAUAUUGUAAUAAAAAAUGUAGAAUCUCUAAUAAUAAACACCUCAGAGUGUUCUUUUGAAAUAAA
This is a messenger RNA of Numida meleagris (helmeted guineafowl), 2951 nucleotides long. Its product is annotated as exocyst complex component 1-like. The record is from RefSeq and is a predicted model, not a curated record. The coding region runs from base 135 to 755 and encodes 206 amino acids. Lineage: Eukaryota; Metazoa; Chordata; Aves; Galliformes; Numididae. The transcript has 4 exons.